Molecule: messenger RNA, 3516 nt
Organism: Anneissia japonica
Lineage: Eukaryota; Metazoa; Echinodermata; Crinoidea; Comatulida; Comatulidae
Product: terminal nucleotidyltransferase 5C-like
Exons: 2
Coding region: 174-1358 (394 amino acids)
Biological process (GO): mRNA stabilization
Molecular function (GO): poly(A) RNA polymerase activity; RNA binding
Source: RefSeq, a predicted model, not a curated record
UUGCAUCUUGUACACGGGUCAUAUGAUCACUGAGCUUGAUGUUAACAUCAACAUUCUGAUAAUUUUCUUUACUUAACGACAGAUAGUACAGAAGACACGAGAAAACGAAUCGGCAAUCAAAAAAAUACGAGAUAUAACAAGAGUACGGAAUACGUCAUUUCUGAGCAUACACCAUGGCUUGUAAAUCAUCGAAUCGUACCAAGCAAGUUUUAACUUACGACCAGGUGGAACGCUUAGACCAUGUACUCAUCGAGCCUAUUCAGGUACACGGUAGGGGGAAUUUUCCCACACUGGAGAUCCAACUGCUGGACCUUGUGGAUAUCGUUCAAGAAAAACUGGAAAGUGAAGGAGUAAAAGUAGAUAGUAUUCGGCUUAAUGGUGGAGCCGCAAGCUUUGUUUUAAGUUCGGAUCCAAACAGGACUCCAUUUAAUGACCUGGAUUUGAUAUUUCGUGUGGACCUGUCAGCCCCUCGGAACCUAAACAUCAUCCGAGAAGUUGUGCUGGAAUCACUACUGAACUUCCUGCCCGAGGGCGUUAGAAAAGAGCGUAUGUCUCAUUGUGUUUUGCAAGAAGCUUAUGUAGAUAAGAUGUUUAAAGUUACAGAUAAGGAUAGGUGGAGUCUUAUCUCGCUGUCAAACAACAUGGGAAAAAAUGUGGAGUUGAAAUUUGUGGAUGAGAUGCGAAGGCAGUUUGAAUUUAGUGUCGACUCAUUUCAGAUUAUCCUUGAUUCGCUUCUUAAUUUCUACAAAGUGACAGACAUCUACAUGAACGAACACUUUUAUCCAACUGUUUAUGGCGAGAGCCUUUAUGGGGACUUUACGGAAGCUCUCUCCCACUUGAACCAGAGGCUUAUUGCCACAAGGUGUCCAGAAGAAAUAAGAGGAGGUGGUCUUUUAAAGUACUGUAAACUUUUAGCAUUGAACUACGAGCCCGCAAGCAUGAAACAGAUAAAGAUCUUUGAGCGGUAUAUGUGUUCACGUUUCUUUAUUGAUUUUAAAGAUUUGAAUCAGCAGCAGCAAAAAUUGGAAACUUAUCUGCAGAUGCAUUUCCAAGGUGACAACGUUACGAAACACAAAUAUCUUUUGAUUUUACGCCGUGUUGUGGAUUCUAGUACAGUUUGUCUGAUGGGGCAUGAACGACGACAGAUUUUGCAUUUGAUCUCUGAAAUGGCAGCAGAAAUUGAUCGUCUAAUAGCCUAUGAACAGCAUCAACAGUCACUUGUUGCGUUUCAUCCUUACAUUCCAACGUACACAUACGAGAAAGGAUGUGUUUAUUCAGCUAAAUCUUACAUUCCACCGCAACACUACUUCCCAUAUAAGUUACAUGGGAACAAGCAAGUUAACACAGGCAGCAAAUGAGAACUUAUCACAAUCUUAUAAACCAAAGGAUCAGGUACAAAUGAACUACUGUCCAGAUAUUUUAACAACAGUAGUGGUAUCAUUAUCUUAAUCAAAAAAUAAAUUUUUAAUUCACUUAAAAUUUGAAGCCCUGGGAAUACAGUACAGUAUGUUUAUCCUUAAAAUUGUGGAAACGAUUUAAAAAAAAGUGAAGUGAUUAAAUCACAGAUCUAUUCAUAAACUUCCAUUUAUCAAUGGAAUUUAUUUUUAAACAACAUAAAAUACGGAGUGUCUCAAGUAGAUUAGUAUCCAGUAAUGGGCUGUAAAUGGCUGUGAUCUAGGUUAAACAUGUGACUGACUUCAACAAGUUAACAGCUGAAGUAGUUUACCAUUUGUCCACAAAAAGGAAAGUCUCCAUAGUUAUUAUUAUUGCCUGCCAAUUAUUUUCUCAUAAUUAUUUCAUAACAGUGCAGUUCAAUAAUUUAUACAACAAAUAUUUGAUAUGUGUGUACAUUGCAUGUCAUACAUUAAGAUGUUUUGUGUAUAUGCUAGCAUAUUGCAUAUUAAUGUUAAAUUCUAUUUAAGUAAUUAAUGGAUAAUAUAAUGUGAUAUGCUCACAGCAAUAUAAUGGAGCAACAUUUAUUGAGGUACCAUAAAAAAUUACAAGAAAGGCCUACUGAAAAAUAAAUAUAUUUCUUUAUUGUAUUUUUUGACAGAUUUAGUUCUGUCUUUUUUCAGGUUGAAAAUUUUACAACUGAUUUAAGAAGCAAGGAAAAAAAUUAGUCCCAAUAUGAUAUUUUCAGUUAAUUAGGAAUUUUAAUUAGCUAGAUGCAGUUUGGUUUUAAUUGUCAUAAAUUGCCUGUUUAUUUAGGCUGACAUUUUGGGCGAAAGUGCAUGACUUCAGUUAAUUGUUAACUGCACAGCUUUUGAAAAUUCACUUCCAAUGGUUAUGCAUCUGUUUUAUAAAAUAUGAAAGUGGAGUGCUGUAGAAAAGAAAACUGAAUGAUUGGGGGUAUAUGAAAUAUGUGUUAAUAACUGAUCUUGGCUUGGUAAAAUUUAAAAAUUGUCUUUCCAAGACAAACCAAAACUAGCAGCAGCUGUGAAAUUACGACCAACAAUUUACACUUUGUUUACAUAAAUUAUAAGUGUGCUUUCAACUAUAAGCUACAAAGUAGUAAAACAGAAGAUAAAGAAAUGAAUGGAUGAGAGAGAUGGAAAGAGAGUGAGGAGAGAUAAAAAAAAAAUCAAGUAUGUAUGCAAUGGGGAAAUAUUUUGUAUAGAAAAAAAAAGAAUGUAAAGUUUAUUUUUGUUUUGUCUUAAUUAUAUCAAAAGAAAGUUAUAUAUUAUGUUUGUCAAGAUUUAUUAGCUAAUUCUGAAAAACAAUAACAUGGUGUUUCUUGGAUAGCGUACUGCUUUGAAAUGGAGGUUAACGUCAAGGAAGUUGUGUUUUUUUAUAAUCAGAAAUGUGUAAUCAGGUCUGUAAUCUGGUUUUUUUAAUUUUUUGGUUUGGCCUACCCCUUAAGUUAAAUUUUACCUUCACUUGGUUAAAAAUACCCUAACAAAAUUAAGAUACAAUGUGCAUGCUAAAAUGCUUCAGUUCUGAGAUGUCAGCCUCUAAACCACCCCCCCCCAACAAGAGUUCUUACUCAAGACUUAGAAGGGUAACCCCUGCCUCAUCCUGUAUUCCAAAACUCGCACACUUCAGGAAUCUUGGUUAAAGGCCUGGUACAAAUAACUUCAUUGCUAACUGCUUUACUCCAUGAUCUGAUCUACAUACGGUGGGUUCUGAAUAGCAUUGGCCUAGAAUUAAACAGUUGUUUAUGAUCCAAAGUCCAUGGAAAAAGCUAACUGUCAAAACGACCAAUCAGCUGACAGUUUGGCAUAUCUCAGUUAUGCAAGUUCUGAUUAUGAAUCUAUAGUAAAUUUUUUUUUGUGAUACUCGCAAAGUAAAAUGGAGCUGUGUACUACCAUACAGUGCAUUAUUCCCAACUGAGGAACACCAUGUUAUUGUGGAGAAAUAUUAUACAAGGUUACACGAUAAGUACUAAAACUAAACAUAGCUUGAAGGGGAUAAGAUUUCUGCACCACUACACAUAGAAAAUUUCACCCUAAAGUAAUGUACAAUAGACCAUAUAAAAAAAAACACCUGUUUCUUGUCUAGAAUGAAGCUUUGUUUUAU